Sturnus vulgaris (Common starling) is the source of this 3415-nucleotide messenger RNA. NCBI's taxonomy places the organism in Eukaryota, Metazoa, Chordata, Aves, Passeriformes, Sturnidae. The record is from RefSeq and is a predicted model, not a curated record.
UUUCCAACACAAGAGCAGCUGUGUCACCCCCUCACCUGUCCCUUGUCCCUCAGGUGCCCCUCGCUGCCUCGGAGGCCUCUGAAGAUGUCCAACAGCAACACAGCACAGGAGUCCCUGGAAAUUAUGAAGGAAUCAGAAAAAAAAGUGGUCGAGGAAUCCGUGAACAAAACCAAAUAUGUGUCCAGGUCACCAAGCAAGGAGGAGGUGGAGAAGGAUGGGGGGGAGGAGGUGAGCGUGCGCCAGGAGUCCCAGAAACGAACAUCGAGUCAUGGACACGCCAGGAAAAGAGCCAAGUCUAACUCAAAGCUUAAACUGGUCAGGAGUUUGGCUGUGUGUGAGGAAUCCUCAGGCCCCUUCGUGGAUGGGCUACUGGAGUCUCAGGACAUCAUCCAGCUGCACGUGAGCUGUCCCUCUGACAAGGAAGAGGAGAAAUCCACAAAAGAUGGGGUGGAGAAAGAAGAAAAGGACAAGAAUAAAGAAAAAACACCAAGGAAGAUGCUCUCUCGAGAUUCCAGCCAGGAAUAUACAGACUCCACUGGAAUAGAUUUGCAUGAAUUUUUAGUAAAUACACUGAAAAAAAACCCAAGGGAUAGAAUGAUGCUGCUCAAGUUGGAACAGGAGAUUCUGGAGUUCAUUAGUGAUAGCAACAAUCAGUUCAAGAAGUUUCCCCAGAUGACCUCGUACCACCGCAUGCUGCUGCACCGGGUCGCUGCUUAUUUUGGGAUGGAUCACAACGUGGAUCAGACUGGGAAGGCCGUGAUCAUCAACAAGACCAGUAACACACGAAUCCCCGAGCAGAGAUUCUCUGAGCACAUCAAGGAUGAGAAGAAUGCAGAAUUCCCCCAGAGGUUUAUCCUAAAACGAGAUGACACCAGCAUGGACCGGGAUGAUAACCAGAUCAGACUCCCCUUGCAGGAUGGGAGAAGGAGCAAAUCCAUAGAAGAGCGAGAGGAGGAAUAUCAGCGGGUCAGGGAGCGGAUAUUUGCACGAGAGUCUGGCCAGAACGGAUACCUCACAGACAGCAGGGGCACCAGGGAGGGGCUGAGCAGAGCCUCUGGCAGCCGCCAGAGCAGCACCGAGAGCGACAUCAAAUCCCUGGAGCCGCGGCCCUGGAGCAGCACGGACUCUGAUGGCUCCAUCCGCAGCCUGAGGCCACCUGUCACCAAAGCCAGCAGCUUCAGUGGCAUCUCCAUCCUCACCAGGGGGGACAGCAUCGGGAGCAGCAAGGGCAGCUCUGCCAGCAGGACCUCACGGGCAGGUUUGGUGCUAGGUGCCCCCGAGGCCUGCAGCCAGUCCCCAUCCUCGCAGCCCAGCCGUGGCCUCCUGCCCUGCACGGCCCCACAGCCGCCCCCGCAGGCCCCCGGGCUCCCCCCAGCCCAGCAGCAGCCGGCCAUGAGCAGCCCCAUGAUGUCCCAGGCCGACGAGCUCAGCAGCCCCUUCGGGCAGAUCAGCCUCAGCCGACAGGGCUCAACAGAAGCCCCAGAUCCUUCCUCGGCGAUGUUCCAGUCAUCCCUCAUCUCCCAGCACCCUCAGCAGACAGGAUUCAUCAUGGCAACCCCUGGGCAGCCCAUUCCCACCUCCAGCUACUCCGCCUCGGGGCACACGGCCCCCACUCAGCAGGUGCUGCAGCCCCAGGGCUACAUUCAGCCUCCCCAACAAAUUCAGGUUUCUUACUACCCCCCCGGGCAGUACCCGAACUCCAGCCAGCAAUACCGACCCCUCAGUCACCCAGUGGCCUACAGCUCCCAGCGCCCACAACAGCUCCCCCAGCAGUCCCAGCAGCCAGGUUUACAGCCAAUGAUGUCCAACCAGCAGCAAACAUACCAAGGUGUGGUGGGGGUGCAGCAGGCACAGCCCCCCGGGCUCCUCAACAGCCAGAGGAACAACAUGGGGGGCCAGAUGCAGAGCGUGAUGGGGGUGCAGCAGGCACAGCCCCCCGGGCUCCUCAGCAACCAGAGGAGUGGGAUGGGGAGCCAAAUGCAAGGUCUGAUGGUCCAGUACACACCACUGCCUUCGUACCAGGUUCCCAUGGCCAGUGAGUCCCAGAACGUGGUCCAGCAGCCCUUCCAGCAGCCAGUGCUUGUGCCAGCCAGCCAGUCUGUGCAGGGGGGGCUCCAGGCUGGAGGGGUCCCCAUCUACUACAGUGUCAUCCCCACUGCCCAGCAGAAUGGCACCAGCCCAUCCGUGGGGUUCCUGCAGCCUCCUGGCUCUGAGCAGUACCAGAUGCCACAGUCCCCAGCACCCUGCAGCCCCCCCCAGAUGCAGCAGCAGUAUUCAGGGGUGUCCCCGUCAGGCCCUGGUGUGGUGGUGAUGCAGCUGAAUGUCCCCAACGGCCCCCAGGCCCCCCAAAACCCCCCCGUGGUGCAGUGGAGCCACUGUAAGUACUACAGCCUGGAGCAGCGGGGGCAGAAGCCAGGAGACCUCUACAACCCCGACACCAGUGCUCAGGCCAGCACCCAGCUGAACAGCCCCAUCACGUCCCCCACCCAGUCCCCGACGCCGUCGCCCGUCACCAACCUCAACAGUGUGUGCACGGGGCUGAGCCCCCUCCCCGUCCUCACACAGUUCCCCCGGCCCAUGGGCCCAGCACAAGGUGAUGGGAGGUACUCGCUGCUGGGCCAACCUCUGCAGUACAACCUGUCCCUGUGUCCCCCACCACUGCUCCACAACCAGCCCAGCUACACAGGACACCAGGGGCAGACUGGAAUGAAACAUGGAAACCGGAGCAAGAGACAGGCCCUGAAGUCAGCGUCCACCGACCUGGGGACAAGUGACGUAGUGCUGGGCCGGGUGCUGGAGGUGACAGACCUGCCCGAGGGCAUCACACGGACAGAGGCCGACAAACUCUUCACCCAGCUCGCCAUGGCCGGUGCCAAAAUCCAGUGGCUCAAAGAGACUCAGGGGCGCCGCGGGGACGGAGGCGGCGGGGACAACAGCGGGACUCCCGAGAACGGCAGGCACAGUGACCUCGCUGCCUUAUACACCAUCGUGGCCGUGUUCCCCAGCCCUCUGGCUGCCCAAAACGCCUCCCUCCGCCUCAACAACUCCCUCAGCCGCUUCAAACUGCGCGUGGCCAAAAAGAACUACGACCUGCGGGUGCUGGAGCGGGCCAGCUCCCAGUAGGGCUCCCGUGGGCACCGGGCACUCCCCUGGGCCUCUUCUCCUCCCACCUUCCCUUCCUCUCGCCCUCCUUCCUUGAUAUAUUUAUAUGAACAUAAUUAAGAGACGAGAAGUUGAUUUUUUUUUUUUUUUUUUUUUAAUUAUUAUUUUUGGAGUGACGCCCGUGCCCGCCCCCCUCCCUUGUGUCUAUGGUUUUGUUUAAGCACUGUGUUGGACCGCACAUACAGGUGUUGAUUGGUAUGUUCACUGCACAUUUUAUUUAAUCGGAUUAUUAUUUUGUUGGGGGGGAAUUUUU